AUGACCGAUAGUGGCGGUUUCAUCAAAGUCCCCACUCCGGAUGAGGAGGAGCAGAUGAAGAAGGCGGCCGAUGCCUCCAAGGAGCGUCGGGAGGCGACUAGGAAAAAGGAGGCAGAAGACAUGGCGAAGAAGGCGGCUGAGGCAUCCAAGGAGCCUCCGCUCGCUUUCUUUCGCCAUUAUUCAUGA
Messenger RNA from Trematosphaeria pertusa, 186 nucleotides. RefSeq lists its product as uncharacterized. The record is from RefSeq and is a predicted model, not a curated record. The transcript is spliced from 2 exons. The coding region runs from base 1 to 186 and encodes 61 amino acids. NCBI's taxonomy places the organism in Eukaryota, Fungi, Ascomycota, Dothideomycetes, Pleosporales, Trematosphaeriaceae.